UGACUCAAAAAAAUCAAAUAUUUCUCCCUGGCACUAGACCUAGACACAGGCGCACAGUAAAUCUUCUCUAUAUACCCAAACAACAGUCAUUCGUUUAUCCCAGUUUGUUUUAGCUGUGACUGCAACAUCCACAAAUAUAUAGAAGCAUCUCUCAGUUGAGUUGAACUAGUGCUGUUCAGUAGGCUAGCUGUCAAACAUUUUGCGUGCCGGGUGGUCGAUAUUAGACCAAGAAGAAACACUUCGAAUUGCGUGGAAGCCCAAAGGAUAAAAGAUGCUACCGACUCGUGUGGGAAUCACCGGGGUGACAGCAUGUUGCCUGGUGUUACUUUCCCACUGUUUUGCUCCUACAGAUGCUGCGUAUACAUGUGGGACAAGUCAGUUCAGGUGUGGCAACGGGAAAUGUAUCACCAGCCGGUGGGUGUGUGACGGAGGUGAUGACUGUGGUGACGGAACUGACGAGCUGCCAGCCGCCUGCGAGGCUAAGACCUGCCUGCCCACUGAGUUCAGCUGCGGAGGCCCACUGAACAAGUGUAUCUCCGGAACGUGGCACUGUGAUGGCAAAGCUGACUGUGACAAUGGAGCUGAUGAGAAGAGCUGUGCCGCAAAGAACUGCACCGACAACGAGUUCCGCUGCUCCAACGGUCAGUGCAUCGCCGUCUCCUUCGUGUGCGACAAGGACAACGACUGUUCCGAUGGUUCUGACGAGACUUCCUGUCCCACCGCCACCUGCGGUCCCAACGCCUUCCAGUGUAACAACACUGUGUGUGUCCCGCGUCUCUGGGCCUGCGACGGUGACGCCGAUUGUGCCGAUGGUUCAGACGAGUGGCCCCAGAACUGUGGCGGGAGGGACACCAAACCGACAACAAAGCCCUGUGGGCCACAUGAAUUCCACUGUGGGAGUGGGGAGUGUAUCCACAGGAGUUGGAGCUGUGAUGGAGGCAAGGACUGUCAGGAUAAUUCAGAUGAAACCAACUGCAGUCGGCCCACUUGCCAGCCAGAUGAGUUUCAGUGUAAUGAUGGCUCCUGUAUCCAUGGUAGCCGUCAGUGUGACCGCCAGUUUGACUGCAGGGAUCUGAGUGAUGAGAUUGACUGCAAGAGCGUGGAUGCGUGUGAGGGCCCGAAUAACUUCAGGUGUAAGAGUGGGGAGUGCAUCACCGUGGACAAGGUGUGCAACAGGCAGAAAGACUGCCGAGACAUGUCCGACGAACCUAUCAGGGAGUGUGGCAACAACGAGUGUUUGACCAAUAACGGCGGUUGCUCUCACACCUGUACCGACCUGAAGAUUGGCUUCAAUUGCUCCUGUCCUGCUGGGUACAGUCUGGGGAAGGACAACAGGAAAUGUGAAGACAUUGAUGAGUGUGCUGACCCAGACACCUGUACCCAGAUCUGUGUGAACAUCCUGGGAAGUUACAAGUGUGAGUGUGAGGAGGGCUAUGAACUGGACCCCAAGACCAAGACCUGCAAGGCUGCCACAGGUACUGUCCCCUACCUGUUGUUCACCAACCGCCACGAGGUGAGGAAGAUGACUCUGGACCGUAGCGAGUACGUCCCUCUCAUCCCCAGCCUGAAGAACGUGGUGGCCCUGGACAUGGACAUGCCUGGACACAAGAUCUUCUGGUCUGACCUGUACCACAGGAAGAUCUACAGCGCCGACAUGAACUUGGCAGGGAACUCCUCCCACCACAACGUGGUGAUUGACAGCCAGAUGGAGGCGCCGGAGUGCCUGGCCGUCGACUGGAUUCACGGUAACAUCUAUUGGACGGACAGUGUGCUCCAGACCAUCUCCGUGGCAACCACGGACGGAACACGGCGAAAGACACUGAUCAGCGAAGGACUGGAGAAACCAAGAAGCAUCGUGGUGGACCCAGCCAAUAACUUCAUGUACUGGACUGACUGGGGCGACGAGGCCAAGAUCGAGAAGAGUGGGCUGAACGGAGCCGACCGCGUCGCCUUGGUAACGGACAACAUCAAGUGGCCUAACGGCAUCACUCUUGACAUGGUUAACCAGCGUCUGUACUGGGUGGACUCUAAGAUGCACACCGUCUCCAGCAUCGGCGUAAACGGAGAAGGACGACACACACUCAUCUACAACGAGGACAAGCUGGCUCACCCCCUCUCUCUCGCCGUCUUCGAGGAGAAAGUAUUCUGGACCGACAUGGGCGACAGAGCGGUCAUGAGCGCCAACCGCCUGACAGGAAAUGACAUCACUGUACUGGCGGAGGACCUGAUGCAGCCAGAGGACAUCAUUGUAUACCACAACCUCAAGCAGCCCAUCGGAAAGAACUGGUGCACAGACAAAAACUUUGUGAAUGGAGGUUGUGAGUUCCUAUGUCUACCUGCUCCCCAGAUCAACCAACACUCCCCCAAAUACACCUGUGCCUGUCCUGAUCACAUGACCCUCGGCCUGGACAUGAGGAAGUGUGUGGCAGCUCCAACAACUACCGCUCCCUCCACCACUCCCAAAAUUGCAGCUCCCAUCCCUACCAGGGCCCCAACCAAACAGCCAGCUGGCCCCACUUCCACCACAACUACAACUACCACAACUACCUCCUCCGCCCGCCGGGUCCAGCCUCAGGACCCUGAUAGGUCCGCGACCACUCACAGUCCACAGGAAACUGCGGUCACAGGUCAAAGUGGCUAUGUUGCCAUGCCCAAAGUAGCUGAGGCAUCACACCAUACUGUGCUCUACAUUGUCUUACCUAUCAUGAUGAUGUGCCUGGUGCUGUUUGGUGCAGUGUUACUAUGGAGACACUGGAGGCUGAAGAACACCAACACCAUCCACUUUGACAACCCCGUGUACCAGAAGACCACAGAGGACGAGUUGCACAUCUGUAGAAACCACAGCCAGGACGGAUACACCUACCCACAGAGACAGAUGGUGAGCCUGGAAGAAGACCUGGCAUGACUAGUAGAAGAAGAAGAACAAGUGGAUAUGAAGAAUUGUAUUUAAAGAGAGAUUUUUUGUUUGAAAAAGUGACAAACAUAAACCGAUGGAGGUCAUUUUAACCCUAAUGCUACUGACACGUCCUUUCCAAUCCUAUGAUGAUGACCUCAUCUCGAUGACCUAAGUUCCUGGCUUCCUGUUCCGAAGAUUCCGUUCCGACCUCAACACUGUGCUGCCAUCCAAGACGAAGAAGAAGGAAAAAAGAAACUCAGAAAGAAUAACUUGGUUGCCAUGGAAACCCACCCCCCAAAAAAAGGAAUGGAAGAAGAAGAAACAUAUACAAACGGAAUCACACAGAAAAUGACUUGGUAGCGUUGUGGUCUCGAACACAACCCUGAAGAGAAAAAAACAUCUGGGGGCCAUUUUGUCAAACAUCGGAAGGACUUGAAAAUGAAAGACACAGUAAAUGCACAGUUGGACUGUAGUCGUCCGUUCUUUCAUAAUGUAAGAGUUCUUACCUAGGUGGCCUGGUCCCAAAUGUAUGUAUUUUAGGCUAACUCCUCGUCAGAGAGAAUAAUAAAUGUCUAAGCACAUAAUGUACAGAUUUGGUACCAGGCCAGGUCCUGGACCUCGGCUCUUUGACACAAGGAAGUUCAAAAUGACAACCAUCUAACACAGCUUCAACUUUGUUUGUUUUUGUUACAUAUCACUUAGCAGCUCUUUUGUAAAUGAGUGUACAUUUGGCUACUUACUGUAAAAUAGGCAAACUUUUGUUCUAAUGUUGCAUAAGAUUGUGCAUAGCACUGUACAGAAGACGUCCUACACUUCCAACCCAUUUGAUUCUUGAGUUCAGUUGGAUCCCACUUCCUUUGUCAGCCCGACGAAAGCACUAGAAAACACAAUUAGCACGACAUGAAGGAUGUGUUGAAGAUUGUGGGUUUAAAACAGGAUGCAGUCAAAAAGCUGUCUUGUCAUAUCUUUUGAAGGUCGAAAACGGUACCUAGUGUUUAUGGUGUACUUAACAAUGGACAUUGAGACCUCUGGAUGGCCUUACCAUCUGACAUUGACACAUGCACGUGCCUAGUCACUUAGCACCAAACAUCACCACAUCUUAAAGUGGAGACUUUCCCAGGGGGGACAUUGAACUAUGGUGUGACACUACUCUGAGCUGAAACGUGUGAGUCGUCGGCCCUACUCUGAGCUGAAACGUGUGAGUUGUCGGCCCUACUCUGAGCUGAAACGUGUGAGUUGUCGGCCCUACUCUGAGCUGAAACGUGUGAGUUGUCGGCCCUACUCUGAGGUGAAACGUGUGAGUUGUCGGCACUACUCUGAGCUGAAACGUGUGAGUUGUCGGCACUAAUCAGAGCUGAAACGUGUGAGUUGUCGGCACUAAUCAGAGCUGAAACUUUUGAGUUGUCAUUGGUCUCUUUACAUAUUGGUGCCUUUGCCAUCAUCAAUGCAAGCAUUUCUAUACUCACUCCACUAAUGUGUGUAAUGUCUAGUGACGUACAUGUUCUUACGGUAUGUGGUAUACAGUGUCUAGAAGAGCCCAAAUGCCUUGUGACCUCCUUUCACUACAGUCAACUAUAGCUGACAUGAUAGUUCUCUUGCCUUGGCACGUGCAGCAGACAUUGUCUCUUGGUAAAUAUGAUCUUAUAGCCCCUGUCAACUGUUGCCUUAGACAAGUUAGUGAGUUGAGUUGUUGCCUUAUUGCCUUCGAUCUGGUUAUGGCUUUACACGCCUUGUGCAUUUUCGAUAUAUUCCAAUUUGUGCAUCAACAAGUUACAUCCAAAUCAAUAAAUCGAUGAGCAUUGUUUUUGUGGCCAAUUUUAAAGAUGGCAGCUGAAGGCCAGCAGCUGAAGGCUAGUUGAAGACCAGCAGCUGAAGGCUAGUUGAAGGCCAGCAGCUGAAGGCUAGUUGAAGGCCAGCAGCUGAAGGCUAGUUGAAGGCCAGCAGCUGAAGGCUAGUUGAAGGCCAGCAGCUGAAGGCUAGUUGAAGGCCAGCAGCUGAAGGCUAGUUGAAGGCCAGCAGCUGAAGGCUAGUUGAAGGCCAGCAGCUGAAGGCUAGUUGAAGGCCAGCAGCUGAAGGCUAGUUGAAGGCCAGCAGCUGAAGGCUAGUUGAAGGCCAGCAGCUGAAGGCUAGUUGAAGUCCAGCAGCUGAAGGCUAGUUGAAGGCCAGCAGCUGAAGGCUAGUUGAAGACCAGCAGCUGAAGGCUAGUUGAAGUCCAGCAGCUGAAGGCUAGUUGAAGUCCAGCAGCUGAAGGCUAGUUGAAGACCAGCAGCUGAAGGCUAGUUGAAGGCCAGCAGCUGAAGGCUAGUUGAAGGCCAGCAGCUGAAGGCUAGUUGAAGGCCAGCAGCUGAAGGCUAGUUGAAGGCCAGCAGCUGAAGGCUAGUUGAAGGCCAGCAGCUGAAGGCUAGUUGAAGGCCAGCAGCUGAAGGCUAGUUAAAGGCCAGCAGCUGAAGGCUAGUUGAAGGCCAGCAGCUCAAGGCUAGUUGAAGACCAGCAGCUGAAGGCUAGUUGAAGGCCAGCAGCUGAAGGCUAGUUGAAGGCCAGUAGCUGAAGGCUAGUUGAAGACCAGCAGCUGAAGGCUAGUUGAAGGCCAGUAGUUGAAUGCUAGUUGAAGGCCAGUAGCUGAAGGCUAGUUGAAGGCCAACUAAAGGCCACUGGUUUAUGUCUGUAUGCUGCUCACUGUUCUAAAGAGUUAAGCCAUGAAGAAAACACCUUCCGUUUGAUUUUUUUAUUGAGGUGGAAAGCUGACAAAAUAAAUUAUGGUGAAUGAUGUUGAAUGACAUCCUGGUAUGAUAUGACGAUACUAAUUAUUAUUUUUGAGAAUAUGUAUAUAGUUUGUAUUGUUUCUGUAAAUACUACAUCCUCAGUUCGCUGUGGUAUCACCCUGUUGAUUUUGUACAUUUUAAAACGUGACAAAUAUGUUGUACAUAUUACAGAUUUGUUUUAUUUAUUUAUAUAUAUAUAUACACACGUAUAAAUAUCUUGAUUGUAUGUUUAAUUUUCCUAAGCUCUCGUGUCUACUGUGAAUGGUUACACAGCUGUUAAUAUUGUCCCAUCAUCAUAACCAACCAACCAAUGUUCAUUGUCUUGAUUCAUUAUCCAUUGAAUCAUUAUCUUGGUUGUGUGAAUGACACUGCUGGUUCUGAACAACAGUGUAACGUUCAGAUCCAUAUAUAGACAUACAUCUAUGGUUCAGGUGAAGUUGAUGUUUGUUCUGUUAUAUGGUUAUGUUUUUAUUCACAGCUGAUUGAGGAUCUUACAUUUUAUAGACUAAAUUGUCCCCGUUGUGCAGUGUUUUAUGACCUCAGUUGUGGUGUGUAAAGCACAAUGUUGUGUAUCACCCUAAGAUGUACGAGUCCACAGGACAGAGCACCAACCGCAGCUUGCCUGUUACAUGCAAAUUGCUCUUCUUGUUGAGUCUUAAUUUUCCUGUUCAGAGAAUCCAAUCUCAAAGUGACCAUUGUAUAGUUUGUGUUGUGAUUAUUUUGUUUAAUAAAAGAUAAAUAAUGAUCAAG
Messenger RNA from Oncorhynchus mykiss (rainbow trout), 6408 nucleotides. The record is from RefSeq and is a predicted model, not a curated record. NCBI's taxonomy places the organism in Eukaryota, Metazoa, Chordata, Actinopteri, Salmoniformes, Salmonidae.